AUGAAUAACGAUGACGUAAUAUGGCACACUAUCAACCAUUCAUUCUGUUCAUUUGUAGUCAAAACUAAGACAGGAAGGUUUUGUAGAAAUGAAGAUAAUGUCACAGGAUUGUGCAAUCGACAUUCCUGUCCGCUUGCCAAUUCACAAUAUGCCACCAUAAAAGAAAGAGAUGGUAUCAUCUACCUGUAUGUAAAGGAACCCGAACGUAUACCUUAUCCUGGUAAACAGUGGGAACGAAUUAAAUUACGCCGAAAUAAAGAACAGGCACUCAAACAAAUCAAAGAACAUCUAUUAUAUUGGGAUAAAUGGAUAAUUACUCGUGUCAAACAGCGAUUCUUCCGUACAAGAGAUUAUCUGAAAAACAUGCGACGUUUAGCCUUGUCAAGGCAGAAGAAAUUAGAACCUAUCAACCGUACAGUUGAAAAACGUGAAUUAAGAAGAGAGGCUAAAGCACUACGUGUAGCACGAAUUGAGCGUACUGUGGAACAAGAGUUAUUAGAACGAUUACGUGCAUCGACAUCCUCUAAAGAAAUAUAUAACAUCGACCAGUCUGCUUUUGAAAAGGCUUUAGAGGCUGAAGAAAUAGAAGAACUUGAAGAAAACUCCGAUGAGGAAUAUGA
This is a messenger RNA of Heterobilharzia americana, 620 nucleotides long. The record is from the annotation of a GenBank genome assembly. NCBI's taxonomy places the organism in Eukaryota, Metazoa, Platyhelminthes, Trematoda, Strigeidida, Schistosomatidae.